This is a messenger RNA of Actinia tenebrosa (Australian red waratah sea anemone), 4025 nucleotides long. Its product is annotated as scavenger receptor cysteine-rich domain-containing protein DMBT1. Gene Ontology annotation, cellular component: membrane. NCBI's taxonomy places the organism in Eukaryota, Metazoa, Cnidaria, Anthozoa, Actiniaria, Actiniidae. The record is from RefSeq and is a predicted model, not a curated record.
CGUCCACGGCUUGACUUCAAAACAAAACGUCGUGUCUGUAUUAUGAAGUUGACUCCCUGAACUGCCUUGUACUCAAUGUAUUAGCAGCCCAAUUCCUCUACGACAGAAAAGUGAACACCAGCUACACUUCCUAAUAUAGAUUUCGAGUUUUCAUUGCAGAUAUCGUCUAGUAUCUCACGAUGAUUCUAUCAAGCUUGUUAUCUCUUAUUGGUGUUGCUAUUUGUCUGUCUGGCUUCAUCACCGAGUCGAAUUCGCAGUUUGCUGGUGACGUCCGUCUUGUGAACUCAUCUUUAGAAAGCGAAGGCCGAGUGGAAGUAUAUCAUAACGGGACGUGGGGAACAAUUUGUGACAGUUCCUGGGACAUAAGAGAUGGUCAUGUCAUCUGUCGACAACUUGGAUACCCAGGAGCCAAAAGUACUUAUUCGUAUGCCUAUUUUGGAAGUGGUACUGGUAAAGUUUGGUUAAAUUAUGUCUACUGCAGUGGUACAGAGAAAAAUUUGACAAGUUGUUCACAUAGUACAUGGGGACGUUAUUCAUAUUACUGUAAUCACAGACAUGAUGCUGGGGUUGCUUGUCGCAACAAAACCGCACCAGGAAGUGACAUUGGAGGCAGUUGUACGUUCGAGACAGGAUCAAAUCUUUGUGGCUAUACUAAUGCAAAAGACAAUGUAGUGAAAUGGACUCUGAGACAAGCUUCAAGUUAUUACUACUAUCCCUACGGGUCAAACCCACAUGUCGAUCAUACUUUUGGAAACGGAUAUUAUAUUUCGAUGCAAACCUAUUCUUAUUACCACAGAAGCAACAACAUGGCCCGCCUUAUCAGUCCUCAGAUAACUGGUGGAAAGUGCGUUAAGUUUUAUCAUCACAUGAAAGGCUCCAAUCUUGCUCAACUGAAUGUGUUUGUAAAUAGUAGCAAUAAAGAAACCCUGAUAUGGCAACAGGUCGGUGGACAGUAUUCUUAUUAUACAUGGAUGAUGGUGAUAGUUCCUGUGGAGGGUGUUACGACAUUUAAGAUUAUAUUUGAGGGCGGCAUUGCUGGGUCUUCACGUUACUAUGGAGACGUCGCCUUGGAUGACAUCCAGAUUCUUAAUGUCACCUGUAAGCUUGAAAACUCUGGCAACUGUAACUUCGACACGGGGAACCUUUGUGGAUAUACAAAUGCCAAGGAUGAUGACUUCGACUGGUCUCUACACACUGGUAGAACUGUGAAUUACUAUGCCACGGGCCCGCAACAAGAUCACRCUACAGGAAAAGGUAACUACAUAUAUAUCCGAACGUCUUCGCGCAACGGGGUAGCAGGUCAAAUUGCUCGUCUUAUCAGCCCUGAAAUAUACGAUACCCAGUGUGUUGAGUUUUACUACCAUAUGAAGGGAUCUACUAUUGGUGAUCUAAAUGUGUUCAUAGACGAUGGCGUUUCAAAGAAGAUGGUUUGGCAGCUAGUAGGAGAGCAAUCAUCCAACUGGAGUAAGGCUGCGCUUCCAGUCAAAGGUCUGAAAGCAUUUAGGAUAAUUUUUGAAGGGGUUUCUGGUGCAGACUACAGGGGGAAUAUCGCCAUUGAUGACAUUACGGUCCAUCCAGACACAUGUGCACUAUUCCCUGCCGCUGCUUCAUUAACGCUACUAGACAUCAGGAAUAUCACGCACAAUGUUCGCUUGGUGGGCAACGUUUCGUCAGCAGGGCGGCUUGAAGUCUUAUACAAAGGACGCUGGGGAACAGUUUGUGGUUCAAAUUUCCCACUAACCUCGGCCAGAGUGGUCUGUAAGGAACUAGGGUAUAUAGACGCUGAGAUGGUGGUUCCCUGCUGUUCGAUUUUCCCUUCAGGCAGGGGACGCAUUAUGUUAGAAAAUGUGCAGUGUCGAGGAGACGAACCUAGUAUCUCCAUGUGUUCUCACAGGGGAUGGGGGAUCGCCAGGUGCGCUCACCAGCAAGAUGUUGGAAUUAUUUGCCACACGAAAAACAACCUUCACAAAAUGCGUCUAAAUGGCUCGUCCCAUGACUAUGAAGGUCGAGUGGAAGUAGAAGUAGGCGGAAUAUGGGGUACAAUUAGUGAUAACGGUUGGGACAUAUGGGACGCUGAUGUAUUCUGCAGACAAAUAGGCUUUGCUGGAGCAAGAGGGGUCUCCAAUAGUGCUCGUUAUGGUUCUGGAUCUGGACCUGUGUGGAUAUUAGGUACUGAUUGUACAGGACAUGAAUCUGCAAUAUGGAACUGUAACGUGACGUUGAAUACAAGCCCUCGGAUGCAUGAUUGGAGACACUGGAAAGAUGCUGGAGCAGAAUGUUAUGAUCUUCGCCUCACGGGUGGAAGGGACGUGAACCAAGGAAUAGUCGAGAUUAUGUAUUUUGGUGUUUGGGGCACCAUAUGCAACGUUGGCUGGGACAUGGAUGAUGCGAAAGUAGUCUGCAGACAGCUGGGGUACUCCAGAGCUGUGUCGUUGAAAUUGGGAUAUUCUGCCAUUCCUUCGAAUAAUACAGAACCUCUAACGACAGACUUGAAGUGCGUAGGGAAUGAACCUUCUAUUGGACUUUGUAGCCAACAAGUACUUUUCUCUAUUAUGCACCGUUGUGACCACACCAAAGACGCUCAAGUCGUUUGCGGCGAUCCUAUUAGACCAACACCCGUUAAACCUGAAAAGGGUGUGGUUGAAAUUCGCUUUCUAACACUCAGCAAAAAGGAUUGGCAAAUAAACGUGUUUAAAAAAUCAUUUGUCGCUCAACUUAACGCUUACUGUCAAAACCAUACUUGUGCGAUCCAAAGUAAAUUCAAGUCUUCCGACAUCAUCAUAAUCCCGAACUAUCCAAAGACAUCUAAAAAACACCUCGUGAUACAAUUCAAGGUGUCCUAUCCAGGAUCAAACCGAUUGUUUCCUAAGCAAAUCAUAUAUAAUAUGGCUAGAGAACAGAAGAAUAUCGCCGGCUACCCCAUCGUGCUGCCAACCCCGAGUGCCUCCCCUCAGAGUAAGGAAAACCAAUCCACUGGCUUAAAUUGGAAGAUGAAAAUAGUGGUUAUUACGUUGGUUGUAGUUGUUUUUGUCGCCGCAGUUUUGAUCAUCGUAUUCAUCUACAGAAAGAGAAAAGUAGCAAGAGCAUCAUCAGUGCGCUAUCGUGUCCAAAAUAUGAUUCCAGACGACAAUAAUGACGAUGUCCAUGAUGAUUCACUUCUGGCGCUAGAUCACGACGACCAGGCUCCACUCUUAACCAGUGUUGCGAAUGCGUAGUCUAUAAUUAGUUCGUGGACUAAAAGCAUAAUUGACAAGUGUCAAUCAACCAUUCUCGAACAGCAGCUAGUAACGACGGCGUAAAAAUAACUACAUAAAUAUUCAAAACCAACGCUGAAAAAUUAGCUUUGAAUAAGCACUUUUUAAGAGUUUAAUUAUGGCUGAAAUUAAAACCAACAAAAAAAAAAAAAAAAAAAGGAAACUAGAAAAAAGUUUUCUCCCACCAUUUAAUUCGGCCUUUUUAAGGACAUACAGCUUUCUAUCAAAACUGUCAUCGCUGAUCACCACCGCGAACUGAAAGCAUGACAUAGGUAAUGUCAUAUAAGUAAUUAAGCUUUAAAAAAGCACAUUUCUCUAGGUAAUGUCAAACUGAAUAGUUCCACGGCUGUUUUAUAGAUAACUUUGAACGCUCUUGUUCAUUGGCUAGUUAUUAAAACUUCUCUAUAGGUGACGUCACAUUGGAGAACUCCAUAAAUGUUUUAUGGAUUGCGCAUGCAAAUUGGCUAACAGUUUUCUAAUGAUAUUCUAUAGAUAGUACGUCUAUUUCAUUGACUAGCCAAGCUAGAGUUACAUAAUAGAUGACGUUACCGCAUUGAACAGCAGUCUAUAGAUAUUUUGCAUGUAUAUAGUACGCACAUGUUCAUUGGCCUGCUAAGCGUUACCUUACGUGACGUCACAUUGAACAGUUUUACAGAUAUUUUGCAUGUAUAGUACGCACAUGUUCAUUGGCUAAUCUUUCCGUUUUAGUUAAAACAUCCCGCGCACGACCGCGCAUGCGCACUUGAUAUAAAAGACACUGACCGUUUCAAA